ACGAAAGCCCCCUUGCUAGUAGCUAAGCCUUAUUCGAAACAAUCUUUCAAACCAUGGCGACCACAACACUCCUCCCCCAGGAAGCACGAAGACUGGAGGGAAAGGUGGCAGUGAUCACAGGUGGGGCGGGCGGCAUAGGAGAAUCGACCGCGAGGCUCUUCUCGAAGCAUGGGGCUAAAGUCAUUAUAGCCGACAUUCGCGACGACUUGGGCAAGUCUGUGUGUGUGGAUCUGGGGGCCGAGACUGCAUCCUUUGUGCAUUGCGAUGUAUCAAUCGAGUCCGAUGUUGAAAACGCUAUUGCCACUGCGGUCGACAAGUUUGGAAAGCUGGACAUAAUGGUGAACAAUGCUGCGAUCAGUGACCCGCUCAAGGCCAACAUAUUGGACAAUGACAAGGCCGACUUUGAGAGGGUGAUCAGCGUGAACUUGACGGGUGUCUUCUUAGGGACCAAGCACGCUGCUCGAGCCAUGAUCCCGUCGCGGAGCGGAAGCAUAAUCAAUGUCGGGAGCGUCAGCUCGAGCGUGGGCGGGGUGGCGUCCCACGCGUACACCAGCUCCAAGCACGCCGUCGUGGGCCUCACACGGAACGUGGCCUCGGAGCUCGGGCGAUACGGGAUUCGCGUUAACUGUCUCUCACCUUAUUUCAUUCUGACUCCAUUGACAAAGGAGUUCUUCAAAAUCGACGAGAAUGCAGGAGUCCGAGUGUAUUCUAACUUGGAUGGGGUGAGUCUACAGGAAGAAGAUGUGGCGAAGGCUGCUGUGUAUCUGGGGAGUGACGAGUCCAAAUACGUCAGUGGCCAGAAUCUGGCGGUGGAUGGAGGUUUCACCACCAUCAAUCCCGCCUUUGGAUUGUUUGCUCGUGCUUAAAUCAUCUCCUCUUCAUACCAGUAUUAUUGUACCCUCCACUUUGUACCUUGUAACGA
Molecule: messenger RNA, 922 nt
Organism: Eucalyptus grandis
Lineage: Eukaryota; Viridiplantae; Streptophyta; Magnoliopsida; Myrtales; Myrtaceae
Product: secoisolariciresinol dehydrogenase
Exons: 2
Coding region: 54-866 (270 amino acids)
Molecular function (GO): oxidoreductase activity
Source: RefSeq, a predicted model, not a curated record